AAUUCACACUCCUCUAUCUUUUCCCCUUAUUCUCUAUUUUGAUUCAUAUUUACAUACGUAUUCCUGUAAAUCUGCAUUUUGUUCAUAGCUCUUCUUCUCCAAGAUUCAUAACUUUAUUUAAUUACUUCUCCACUUUGGGAAUGGAGAAUUUUGGGGAAUGGGAUCAAAAGAAGCUGAAAAAUGAGCUGCUUAAAGGCAAGGAUUUAGCAAAGCAACUCCAAAUUCAUCUUAAUGUCAAACCAUCACCAUCACCAUCACCGUCAUCAUCAUCAUCCAUGGCUGCUUCUUCUUCUUCUUCUUCAUUUUCAAAUGAUGGUAGUGAAUAUUUAGUUCAAAAGAUUUUGUGUUCAUAUGAAAAGGCACUCUCUUUGCUCAACUCAAAUGGAAUCCAGAUAUCUGAAUCUUCUCCUUCCUCUCUUAAUGGAGGAAGUCCCAGAAGUGAAGAUUCUGACCGUGAAUUCAAGGACCCAUCUGAUCAAAUAAUUGCUAAUUCUUCUCGCAAAAGGAACAUUCUUCCAACUUGGACACAGAAAUUCCAAGUUAGUCCAGGGAUGGCCCUUGAAGGCUCUCUUGAUGAUGGCUUUUGCUGGAGAAAAUAUGGUCAAAAAGGCAUUCUUGGUGCCAAACAUCCAAGAGGAUAUUACAGAUGCACACACAGGAACCUCCAAAGUUGUCUUGCAUCCAAACAAGUUCAACGGUCCGACGACGAUUCAACCGUCUUCGAAAUCACGUACCGAGGAAAGCAUAGUUGCAGCCAAGUUUCCAACCUUAGUAUUCCAUCUACAACACCACCAGAGUUUCAAGGACAAAACCAGGGUGUAGUAGCAAUACCUGACCAAAAAAAGGUCCAAAACCAACAGACAUCACCUGAUGCUGUCUUGAACUCAUGGACAUCCUUAAGAGUGAUAACUCAAAACCUUGACACAACAACUCAUGAACCAACAUUAUCAUUUCAUUACGACGCGGCAGACCAUGUGGAGUCCGCGCCGACGCCAACGGUAGACAUCAACUUCGCCGAGUUUUCUCCUUGUUCUUCAUUUUUGUCACCAACAACAUCUGGUUCAGGGUUGAGCUAUUUCUCUGCCUCAUCAAGUGGGUUGAGUGAAGGAUUUGUUGGGAAUCAGAAGUUGAAUUUGCAGCCAAAUAAAUCUGAGAUUUUUUCCUCACCAACUUCAGCUUUAAACUCUCAAACUUCUGCUUUAGACUUCCCAUUUGGUGAAUUUCAAAUGGACCCAACUUUCACAUUUGACAACACAAAUUUCUUCUCCUAAAAUCUCCUUAGUUUUAGUAGAAUCAACAAAAAUGAUACUUUGAAAGCAUUUUAUCAGUCUUUUUUUUUUUUUUUUUGUUAGGGAAAAUUAAUUUUAUCAACAGCAGAUUUUCUUAAUUUUGUAGCUCUCCAUCAUGUUUUGACAAAUUUUCAUAGUUUUUUUUUUCCUGAUUCUUACCAUCUUUCAAGAUAUGUAAGUUUGUAUUUCUACAAAAAAUUGAGUAGUAAUACAUUUUAUAGAAUGAUAGAAUAAUCAUGAAUUUUAUGACAAUUAAAUUGGUUGAUAUUUAAUACUAAAGCUAAUUAUAAGGGAUUCCAAUUAUGAAAUAGGUUAAA
Benincasa hispida (wax gourd) is the source of this 1606-nucleotide messenger RNA. RefSeq names its product putative WRKY transcription factor 53. Gene Ontology annotation, cellular component: nucleus. Gene Ontology annotation, biological process: regulation of DNA-templated transcription. NCBI's taxonomy places the organism in Eukaryota, Viridiplantae, Streptophyta, Magnoliopsida, Cucurbitales, Cucurbitaceae. Gene Ontology annotation, molecular function: transcription cis-regulatory region binding; DNA-binding transcription factor activity. The record is from RefSeq and is a predicted model, not a curated record.